Molecule: messenger RNA, 2372 nt
Organism: Hymenoscyphus albidus
Lineage: Eukaryota; Fungi; Ascomycota; Leotiomycetes; Helotiales; Helotiaceae
Source: the annotation of a GenBank genome assembly
AUGUCAUCUUGCUGCUUCGGUUCCCGCAAAAAGUCCUAUCGAAAUGGAGAAACAGAACCUCUCCUCCCAGUUUACUCAGACGACACUUCUCUCCAACGCACCGCCCACCAAAAACUUCAUUCAUACCAGCAAUUCCGAGCUCUUUCCAAGGGUUACAUGCCCAGUACUGAGCAAGCAGUUGCAAACCUACGGACCUUCCUCGCAGCUGAUGUCCUCAAUCCCUCCACACCAGGUCUAACAAACAGUGGAAGACUCCUGACCAAAUACACGAGACAAUGGUUAACAGAUUUCGUGGAGCUACUCGAGCAUAAGAAUGGAAGGGAUCAGAUCCAGGAUUUCGUGUGGUUUCUGUUGCAAGCGAGGGUGAGAGUUGAUGUACAGGAUCUUGCGCGGACAGCAAGUAAAGCGAGAGCGAAGGCGGAUGUUUCUGCUGGUAAAUUUCCCAACUACCGGUCUACCUGCUGGCCAAUUGAUUCAAGUUUAAAAAAUCAACUAACAACUAAACCAAAGGCUACGAAUCCAUCCGCACCGUAGCAACCCUCCUCCUCAGCAACUCCUCAUUCCGCCUGUUCCUCACAGACCUAACCACAAUCUCCAAACAAGUCUUCGCAGACACAGCCAACACCCUCUCGACAGUCGCCUCCGAAGCCGCCGACCAAGUCGAACCAUCCAACUCGGAGAAUGCAGCUCUCAAAAGCAAAAGCACAGAAAACGUCUCCACCCAUCACACACCCCCCAAAACCCCAACAACUCAAGACCUCGAGGAAGACGCGGAGCAAAUUGCAAUUGUCGUGACAGACGGACUCAAACAAACCGCAGGGGAAGCACUAACAAGCACCCGCGACAACCUCACAGCUGAGGAAAAUAAAUCGACUAUGUUGCGACAUCUGAAAGCAGCCGUGGCACGACUUACCCAGAAACCCGAUUACAACUCCUCAGUUUCCACACUCUCAACUCUCAUCCAGCGGUACGCGAAAGUCUACUCCCGAGCUCUGGAUAAGACUCUCUCAAUAGUCCAAGACGACGUCGAGACAAACGAUGAACUAGAUCGAGCCGCGAAAAACGGCUGGUUACUCCUCUCAACAUUCGGCUCGAAGAAGGAAUGGGAAGAACUAGAAAGGCGAUUCAACGCCGUAAUGUCUCACGCUAGCAAGGACCCGGAAUUUGAAAACAUGAUGGAAGAACUCGCCUCUUCCAUCCAGAAAAUGUUCACAGAUCCCGAGUUCUUCGACGAGCCAUCCACAGCAGUCGAUGCCCUGAAGGAGAAACACAGUGAAACAGGAGAAAGCGCCAAUGAAUCACCACUGAAGAAAGAUACGGAACGGUUAUUACAGCAAGGAAAACGGACUUUUCAUUCAGUGCUCAAUGAUCAGGAUGUAUCUACGCUACUCUCCACGAGCUUCAAGCUCUGGCAGAUCCUCAAUCCGCUAAAUGUCCACUCCAACACGGAGCUGUUCCAGGAUAGCUACACGAUCUUCAUCCCCAUGCUCAUCCAAGCUAUUCAAUUCAUCCCCAUUCCCCGUCUGGAGAUCUCGGCGCCGGAAGUUGAUUUGUUGUUGGAGAAUUUGAUCAUUGAGCCCGGAAGGACGAUCAAUAACUCGUCGUUCUUGCCUUUUAGGCUCAAGGUGGAGACGUAUAAUGAUUUGACUAUUCAUAAGCGGCGAUUUAGGACGGUGAGUACGGUAGCUAGUUUGGUGACUGUCAAGAUCCAGGGUCUCAGUGUGAGAGCCGACGAGGUGGGGUAUUGGAUGCGUGCCCACAGUGGAUUACUGUGGCUCGCCGAUGAAGGUAUCGCCUCGUUCGAGUUGGAUGAACGAGGCAUCGACAUCGAGUUGGAUAUUGAAGUGGGAAAAGAAAGAUUGGCGAAGGUCCUCUCAUUGCGUGACGUCCGAGUCAAGAUUCAUCAUCUGAGCUACAAGCUUAGACGAAGUAAGUUCUCAUGUCUGGCAUGGCUCUUGAAGCCGUUUAUGCGUCCCAUUCUCCGAAAGGUGCUUGAAAGACAAGUUGCCACUGCAAUUGCGGGCGUCGUCCAUGCGGCCAACAGAGAAGUGCUGUAUGCGAGGGAGAGACUGAGAGCCACGAGGAUUAGCGAGCCCAAAGAUAUCAUGACAUUCAUCAGAGCAGUCAUGGCUAGGUUGACACCAGAAGAGGAUCCAGAUUUGUACGCCAGUGUUGGCGUCGCAGGAACCAGCAAUGUGCGGGGCUCCGUCUUUGCGGGCAAGUAUGCGCCAGGAUCGGUAGUCAAGCUCUGGGAGGAGGAGGCCAGUAGAGCGGGCGAGGUGGUGGAUGACAAUGCUGGACGUGGUUGGCGGAAUGAUAUCUUUGAUGUUCCAACAGCUGGUGCUGCCGCAACGAUGGCGGGGAUCUUGUAA